AUGUUAAUCUAUUGAAAAAUAUCAAAUUUUACUGAUCUGUCGACCAACCUGAUGUUGAAUUUUUCAUUAUUUAUUGAUAAAUAAGUGGAAAACUAAUAAAACAUUGGAAGCUCAGCACAAUCCCUGUAUAUCAUACCUUAAUAACUCUUUGUCAUAUCAGUCACACAGCAUCCAGGGUACUGCUGCCUGUUUUGCAUUUAUUUUACGAUUUUUGGGAAGUCAAAGGCUUCAUGUAUCCACAAUCGAUUCUAAAAUAAUCUAGUAUGGCUGUAAAAUAGUCGAUUGUCUCCAUGAAUCCGCCAUGUGCGAUUGGGGAGUUGUGUCGUUUGUCAUAUAGGAAGCAGCGUUCACCUCCCACUGUCAUUUGACAGUUAACUCAGUGGAUCCUGUGUAAUACUGUCGAAAUUAACGAACAAUAAUGUCUGUCGCACCGCCAAUAAAACCACCACGUGGUAUAAAACCAACAAAAGAAACUAGUGGCCUCUUGAUCUCAGUGAUUCGUGCGCUCUCAGCUUCCGAGACGAACGAACAACGAGAAGUUGAAAAAGCAAAACUUGAGAAAGAAUACAAACGCAGUGAUCAGCGUCUGGAUGAGUUGGUGUCCCUCCACGAUCAGGACCUCACCGAGGUAAUGAAAAUAUUCAGCAAUCUCUCGGAACGAGUGACAGCUUCCCGUGAGAAGAUUCACGCAGUGAAAGAGAACCUGAACGCUUGCAAACAACUCCUUCGUUGUCGUCGAGAAGAGUUGAUGAAGCUCUGGUUGGAGGGUGUGGAGCACAAGCACGUCCUGCAGCUGCUCAACGAGAUAGACCAACUCCGAGACGUGCCCUCACGUCUCACCCACUACUUGAACAAGAAACUGUACCUCCAUGCAACUCAACUUCUGGUGUCAGCCCUAUCAAUGGGCGACGGAAGCCUGGAGGGUGUGGAAGCCCUCCGAGAGGUUCGUCUCGAGCUGGAAACGAAGAAGCAGCAGCUCCAGCAGAAGCUCCUAGAGGAGCUCUCCCGUCACUUGUACCUGGAGACAACCCGAGACGUCCUGUUGAGGCGUCAAGGCUCAGGUCGUGAUUUUCAGCGAGGGAACGACAGUCGUGGCUCCAGAGGAAACAAAGUUAAACGCUCCCUCCUGGAAGUCAAUUAUCCAGCCACCUCUAGAUCAAACCUGAACCUGGAGGACCUGACUAACAUCACAGAGGACGAGAACGCCAAUCCCGAGGACAACUCCGAGCACUUCAUAGCGAUAAUAAUUCAGUGUCUGGCCCUCCUCAACAGCAUCCCCGAGACUGUCGAGGCGAUUAAAGUGCAGAUGCAGUCAGAGCUCCUGAAGAUUAUCUCAAGAACAUCGGAGCAAAUAAAGAAGAAUUCAAUAAAGACAUCACCGAGGACAGGGAUCGAGCCCAAUGGAAUUAUUGAACCAGUCAAUACUGGAGACAAUCCCCUGGUGGAGCUCUUGCACACGGUCUUCGAUCAGUUCCGUUCGGUGGCCACUGCCCACGGGACAGCUCUGCGAAGUUUCUCCCACGUCUGCAAGAAGUACAACCUGGACGUUCGUUUGUACGAGAUGCCAGACGUCUGGAGUAAAAUUCAAUCAGUUCUCCAGCUCCUCCUCACCGAUUUCCUUGACAUUCAGAACAUGAUGGAGGGCACGUUCCAGCCAUCAGCCCUGACCGAGGGUACCGUCGACAUAAACACGUAUUUCUCCAAGAAGAGGCCCCAGAAGCCCCUCCGAGGGUCUCUCUUCAAGUUCGAGUUGUCGUCCCACCCGAAGACCCUCAACAAUUACCUCAAAGAUCAGAGAUACAGUAAUUUGACGAGGGAGAACAACAUAUCGAGCCAGAGGAGACUAGUCUGCGAACCGGACCCCAAGAACAUCACGAUAAUCUUCCGACCGAUGAUGCAGUUCAUCGAGGAAAUCGAGAGGGCCCUGGACUGCAAGCCGAACCCUUGCACCCUGAACAGCUUCAUCGCUGAUUACGUGAAAGAAGUCUUCCUGGGGCGUCAUCACGUGAUGGUGGCGACCACAAUUGACGCAGCAACGAAGGGAUCAGAUGCUUGGAGUGCCACAACACCACCCGAGCUCAUGAAGGAAUUGGGACUGACGAGACCCCUUUUGCAGAGUACAGUAGAGGUGGAACGUUGUGUCGCUGAGUUGAGGUCCCUGAUGAUCUCACUGCCCCUCCAGGCAGAGCAUUUCUGCACACUAGCUCUGAAUGUCCUUCACAAUUACAGGGAGACGUGUCAGGGUGCGUACAGGGGGAUCAUCCAACCUGAUAGCGAGGACAAGAGAAUUUGCUCAGCUGCUUGGCUCAAGGACGACGACAUCAGUAGAUUCAUUAAGUCAUUGCCGAAUUGGGACAACAUGAAGAGCAACGUUGGGAGGAAGGGAAGAGGAAAGUGGACGAUGAGGAGGCAGGAGACACAGGAGGAGGAGAGCCCUGAGGAGGUCAGACAGAGGAACAUCAGGGAGGCGGAGAUACUGGCGAGUACUCUGGGGGAAGGGGGAAUAAAUUCACAUGAAAUUUUGUCUGAUGUUGGACAACUAAAGUGUCUUGCACUCAUUCAGGAGAGUGUCGAGUGGUUCUCGUUGUCCAUCAGGUCGUUAAUUGCUGAAAUGAGUCAUGCUAGGGGGAGUGGUGAACAGGUGGACUUGCCGAGGGUGUCGGAUUCUCUGGUGGAGUCCCUGGAGCAAGUUGCUGAUGAGUUUGAAGAGCUCGCAAAUACGUGUACACUUGUGCUACAUCUGGAGGUGAGGGUCCAGUGUUUUUAUUAUUUAUUACCCAGGGGGGAGUACAGUCAUCUCUGUGGGGGUGUCAAGGAUCCUCAGGAGGCUGAUCCAAGGGUCGAGGAACUCAGCAGAGUCCUCCAGAACAUAGAUGAGUCACUGCAAUCGACGCUACAUCAGAAGAAAAGUAAAUAUAUAUUUGAGGGACUGGGACAUCUCAUUGCUAAAAUAUUGAUCACCUCGGCGCAGUAUAUUGAUAGGAUUGAUAAGGGAGGGAUUCAGAGAAUGUGCAGAAAUGUUUUUACACUUCAGCAGACUCUGACGAAUAUUACGAUGGCUCGGGAACUCGCCCUUGAUUAUGCGAGACAGUAUUUUGAAUUGUUUUACGAAACUCCAGAGGAUAUUCUGAAUAAUGUACUGGAGAACGGAUCGCAGUUCUCGGAAUUGGAGUAUAUCAAUGCGUUUCAGCUGAUUGCGAGGAGUCGGGAGGGAUAUUCGUUGGUGAUUGGAAAACAUCUGGAGAAACUUUCGGAAAUACUGGGGGAAGUUGGGGUCACUGUGUAGACUCCGACCUGGUGGGAUGAUGAGCGCAAGGGGAAUUAUUUUUUUUUAGGGAGGGGGAAUGGAGAUGAAAAGUUGUAAUAUAUUUCAAAUAAAUUAUUGAAUUUUCAGGUGUUGAUAUACUCCUUUCUGAAUUUUAUUUGUAUCGAUUUCGUUUGAUUUGUUGUUUUCAAAAUUCAUGAAAUAGUAAAUUUUUUUUGCCACUAAAAGAUCCCUCAAAAAUAAUAAGUAUUUAUUGUUUUAUUAGAUAAAAUUGGAAACAUUAUCAAAAACAUUUUUUUAUAAAUAUUGAGAAGUCAGUGGUGAGCAAAUUGAAAAUAAGUAGGGGAGGGGGAUUAGGUGGCAAAUCUUUUGAUGCUCUGCUCGUAGGUUAUCAAUCAACAAAAGACUGAAAUACUUAAAGAAUUAUUCUGGACUUUUAAGCCCAUUUUAUUAUUAAAAAAAUUAUUGAAAAUUAUUUUGUCAAUCUGCUGUCAUUGCAAAUGACAGCUAAAUGCCAAUAUAAUUUUUAAUGAGUUUUCUAUCUGAGCACUUCUGACAAACACCUAUUUGUAAUUUUCCCUGUACGCACUUCUUCCCCAAUAUUUAUUAAAAUUCUCUGUGAAAUUAUUCUCAACUUCUUCUAGUUUUGUAAGAAUAAAUAUUCAUAAUUUUUGGGGACCUCACAGUGGCAAAAAUAAUUUUUUAUUGACUCGCUCUCUUAGAUAAAAUUCAAUAAAAAUCGAUCUAGAUAAAACUCAGAAAGGAAUAUUAAAAUUGAAGGCCUCAAAUCUGGGAAUUUACUCCUGAGGUUCACCUGGAGUUCAGUACAGACUAAUGUCAAUAUAGAUACUAUCAAUGAAUUGAAAUAAAUGAAUUUGUUGUGUUGA
Messenger RNA from Diachasmimorpha longicaudata, 4152 nucleotides. It is a transcript of the gene Sec8, whose product is annotated as Secretory 8. The record is from RefSeq and is a predicted model, not a curated record. Gene Ontology annotation, biological process: Golgi to plasma membrane transport; chemical synaptic transmission; exocytosis. The transcript is spliced from 2 exons. Bases 419 to 3286 code for a protein of 955 amino acids. Gene Ontology annotation, cellular component: exocyst; growth cone membrane; synapse. NCBI's taxonomy places the organism in Eukaryota, Metazoa, Arthropoda, Insecta, Hymenoptera, Braconidae.